UGGAAUAUUCUUCUGUCUGUGACUGUCAAUCAGAUAUUUCAAUUUUGACAUCUGUACAGUAAUGUAAAUAAAAAAUUGUAAAUUUUUUGUUUAAAAUGGAAUUGUAUAAUGGGUAAUGCAUUACCACGACCGCCACAGGGCCACCCGCGUUUUGGUGGACAGGAACAAAGCCCGUUUGGACAGUCUCCAUUUGGGCAAGGACAGUCUCCAUUCGGGCAGAGUCCAUUUGGGCAAGGACAGUCUCCAUUUGGGCAGAGUCCAUUUGGGCAAGGACAGUCUCCAUUCGGGCAGAGUCCAUUCGGGCAAGGACAGACUCCAUUCGGGCAAGGACAGUCUCCAUUCGAGCAGACUCCAUUCGGGCAAGGACAGACUCCAUUCGGGCAGGGGCAGACUCCAUUUGGCUCACCAGAUGCGAGACAGCAAUCGCCUGUUGGGCAAGAUCCUCAAGGACAAAUCACCGGUCCACAAAACAUUGCAAAUGUAUCUCCACCGCCAUAUCAACAGGGGAUGUACCCACCGAACUAUCAACAAGCACCUCCUGGUUACCAGUAUCCUAUGCAGGGACAGCCCGGGUACCCAGGGGCACCAGGAUAUCCGGCCCAGGGUUACCCCGGACAUCCUGGACAUGGAUCGGGAUAUCCAGCAUCACCACCAACACCUGGUAUCGCAGAUAUGGCGUGCUGUGCAUCAUGCAUGGCUUGUCUCAGCUGUCUCCUCUGUUCGUGCUGUCAGAAUCUGAUGGGGGGUGGUAUGGGUCACAAUGGCGACCACUAUAACGAUGAAAAUCAAGGUGAAGAACACGCUGAUGUGGAGCCACCACAUACAACGCAUGAUGAUGAGAGAUGAAACGCAGAAAUUCAAGACUUAAACUGUUUUUUUUAUUGUGUGUUUGAAAAGUAUUUUCUUGAUUUGGCGUUUU
Messenger RNA from Pieris napi, 919 nucleotides. Its product is annotated as glutenin, high molecular weight subunit 12-like. Lineage: Eukaryota; Metazoa; Arthropoda; Insecta; Lepidoptera; Pieridae. Bases 109 to 846 code for a protein of 245 amino acids. The transcript is spliced from 6 exons. The record is from RefSeq and is a predicted model, not a curated record.